Messenger RNA from Pseudo-nitzschia multistriata, 1536 nucleotides. NCBI's taxonomy places the organism in Eukaryota, Bacillariophyta, Bacillariophyceae, Bacillariales, Bacillariaceae. The record is from the annotation of a GenBank genome assembly.
CAACUUGGACGAACAGUUUCAUUGCAGGUAAGACACGACAGAAUAGAAUGAGCCAGCGAGACCCCAACCCCAAGCGAUGAUUUCUUGAGGAUAUGGUAGAGAUGAUGGAACAACAAAGUGUGUCAUUGCUUUCCGAAAAAGAAUAUCGCGUAAACUCUUUUCUCCGAAGAGAACGAUGAACGUACUKUAUUCGUACCUUUUUCAUGUGCGUUUACGAAAUAAUUAAGAAUUAUCUUUUGUCUUGCUCAAUAAAUUAUAUCGUUCUUCCGACUGAUUUUUCUACAGAACUACCUAUCAAUUUCAUGUCAAGCCACAUAAUGUUUUCCAAAACUUUCAUUUUGUUAUCCUGGUUAGCCUCUCCUGUUGYUAUCGUUGCCUUUCGCGGUACAGAGAAUCCGACAGGACUCAAGGGACUCGAAACUCCCCUGGUUCUCAAGGAGCCUCGGGUAAUUGCAUCUGAAGUCGACGAAAUGAAGAACCUCAUUACCAUGGACACCAUGAGCGAAGUGGGAAAGGCUAUUACGGCGGAUGACAUGGCYCGCGGUGCCAGUGCUCGAAAACGCAUAGAGAUUGGAAUAUUCAAUGCCCCGAGCGACUACGUCGAAGAGUACUGGUACAAUCCAACGAUCCAUACGUUCGGAAACAUUGGGAUUUUUGGYGGCUUUCAUGCUGCUCUGGCUCCAAUCAGUACCAAAAUCAUAGACAUGGUUGCCUAUGAUGGAGAAGAUAUUCGAUCUACCGUAAGUUUAGUGCGAUGCAAUACGUUGCAGAGAAAUCAGGAAUGCGGAUGAUUUCGUAGAGUUUGUGUAUGUGUAAUUGUGUAUGUUUGUUUGCCGCUAUUCGCRUCACUAACCGAUUCWUUUGUUUGCUAAUUCAUUCGUUUCUGUUGACURUAUCUUUGUCUUCGUUCAAGGUCGCACAAAAACUCUCAAGAAUUGUCGAGGCCCGCACRAGCAGGUGUGGGAGGCCGGCCAGAGUGCUCGAUAUGUGUUGUGGAGUCGGCAUYUCUACCCGUGCAUUACAAGACGCCUUUCCGGACUCUGAUUGUGUUGUCGGCUUGGAYACGUCUCCCGAAAUGGUCAACAUGGCCAWUUUUUUGACAACCCAUCUUAGUUUCGUGAAGCCCCUCAUGGCGCUYGUAAYUCCCGACAAGUCAAAAAAGAACAAGAAACCCAACUUACUCGCACRAAACUGGGGAUUCUCUUCYAGGAGRGCRCAAUUCUUUACUGCCAACGCAGAGCGAACCAAUUUCCCGAGCAAAACRUUCGAUUUGGUAACCGUAAUGUACGCAUUUCAUGAAGCUCCCGAAAUCGGCAGAGAAAAGAUUCUUCAAGAGGCUCAUCGGGUUUUGCAACCUGGUGGCACACUUGCUGUAAUCGACAUAAGCACCGACUAUACACCAUCARAGCCCAUGUUGGCCGGAGAGCCGUAYGGUAAGUAUCAUGUUGAUGAGAUCUCUCAGCUUUUCUCCACUGUUUUCCUAUGGCGGUGAUUGUUCUUAUCUCAUUAGAAAAAGACUAAAGAAUUAACUUUUCU